Molecule: messenger RNA, 1171 nt
Organism: Helianthus annuus (common sunflower)
Lineage: Eukaryota; Viridiplantae; Streptophyta; Magnoliopsida; Asterales; Asteraceae
Product: glucan endo-1,3-beta-glucosidase, acidic-like
Exons: 2
Coding region: 1-1017 (338 amino acids)
Biological process (GO): carbohydrate metabolic process
Cellular component (GO): plasma membrane
Molecular function (GO): hydrolase activity, hydrolyzing O-glycosyl compounds
Source: RefSeq, a predicted model, not a curated record
AUGGCAUCAAUGCUUCUACUACUUGGUCUACUUGUGAAUCUUCUUAUGCUCACAGAUGCAAAUGUAGGCGUGUGCAACGGUCGACUUGGUGACAAUUUGCCAUCAGAACAAGAAACGGUAGCCCUUUACCGAAGCAACGGCAUAUCCAGGAUGCGAAUCUAUGAUCCAAAUUCAGCCACGCUUGACGCACUUCGUGAUACUGGUAUUGAACUCAUGAUGGAUGUUCCUAACCGCGAUCUUGAAGGUCUCACUGAUCCAAAUGCCGCAAGAGCAUGGGUUAGAGACAACAUCCAACGUUACCCCAAUGUCAAGUUUAAAUACAUAGCCGUCGGAAAUGAAGUUGAUCCAGACCCAAGUAAAUAUACUAGUCGAUAUAAGAAUUAUGUACUCCCCGCGAUGCAAAAUGUCCACAACGCCCUUAGAGACGUGGGCCUAGAUAACCAAAUUAAGGUGUCAACCGCAACCUACACCGGUCUUUUAAGAGACGCUUAUCCACCAAGCCAAGGUGCAUUUAAAGAUAAUGGUUUUGCUGAGCCAAUAGUUAGAUUUCUAGCAGAAAAUAAGCUGCCAAUACUAGCCAACAUCUACCCUUACUUUGGUUACCUUGGUGACCCUAACAAAAAUCUCCCAUAUGCAUUGUUUACCGCACAAGGAACAGUGGUGACUGAUCCUAAUAAUGGCCUACAAUAUUCCAACCUUUUUGAUGCCAUGUUAGACGCGCAUUAUGCGGCCCAAGCGCGUGUUGGUGGGGGGGAUGUGGAGAUUGUUGUGUCAGAGAGUGGAUGGCCUUCGGAUAAUGGUCAGGAAGCGACAGUAGGAAAUGCGGGAACAUACUAUAGGAACUUGAUCAACCAUGUAAGAGGGACCGCGGGUACACCUUUGAAGCGUGGAAGAUCUAUCGAGACGUAUUUGUUUGCGAUGUUUGAUGAGAACAAUAAAGAUGGAGACGCGACCGAGAAACAUUUUGGGGUUUUCUCCCCGAAUAAGGAUUCGAAGUAUGGUUUGAGCUUCAAUUAGGAAGACUUGGCAUUUGAGAAAAUAAAGUGAUUUGUUGUUACUUGAUAGAUAAAUUCAUAAACUUAUGUAUUAAAAGUGUUUUAUAUGUUGUUACUUGAUAUGAAAAUUCAUAAACAUAUGUAUUAGAAGUGUUUUAUAUAUAUGUCACCUUUCA